Molecule: messenger RNA, 701 nt
Organism: Oryza brachyantha (malo sina)
Lineage: Eukaryota; Viridiplantae; Streptophyta; Magnoliopsida; Poales; Poaceae
Exons: 2
Coding region: 22-522 (166 amino acids)
Source: RefSeq, a predicted model, not a curated record
GUCCCUUCAUCUCUCUUCACCAUGGAGUCUCCUGGCUCCGGCUCCGGCGCCGGCGCCGCGGCCGCCGCCACGGUCUGCUGCAUGUGCGGCGACCACGGCCUGCCGCACGAGCUGUUCCGCUGCGGCCACUGCCGCCGCCGGCUCCAACACAGAUACUGCAGUGAGCUCUACCCGAGAGUGGCGGCGUACCGGCGGUGCAACUGGUGCCUGAGGGAGGGUAGGAGGGUGGGCUCCCCGGCGGCGAAACGGGGGAGGAUAUCUGCGCAUGCGUCGUCGUCGGAGGUGGUCGAUUCUGAGGCGGGUAAGAGUGGGCGCUCGUGUGGCGGUGCUGGCUGCUCGAGGUCGGCCUUCCUUGCGGAGCCUGGCAAACCGGUGAAAAAGCCCAAGGCCGGGGUGAUGCUUGUGGAGGAGACAGCGGCGGCGACGGCGAAGGAGAGGAAGCCGCUGGCUGCCGUGGGGAAGGCAAGGUUUAGGGUGAAAGUGAGACGGUACAAACUCUUGACCGAGGUGAUCAGCUGCUAGCCGGUGAAAAUAGUGCAAGGCGGAUCGGAACAUAAUCCUCUGUAUUAGAAUCUCAAUAAUGUGAUUAUGGAGGCAUAUAAGUUAUGCAUAUACGUCAUUACAAAUUGACUGAAUUAAAAUAUACUAUUACUGUUUAUCAAACCAGCUCAGUGUCACUGGUAUUUUAUAUAAAUCUGAAU